AUGCAGCUAAGUGCUUUGUUGCUUGCGCUACUGUUGUGUGCUUCAGUUACUGGUGAUUUCGAUGACAACUUUAAAAAUUGUCAUCCCAACGUAUCAGGUUUUGAUGUCUGCGUGCGAGAGGGAUUAAAUGCGAUUCAGCCUUAUUUCAAAACUGGUUUACCGAAUUACAAUGUGCUCCCGUUUGAUCCCUUCUUUGCCAAAGAGAUAACGGCCACAAGAGGGAUACCGAAUUUUGGCUUUACUUUAAUUCUUCGAAAUGUCACUGAGACCGGAUGGUCUAAUAGUAAAGUGACAAAAUUCGUUUCUGAUUUGAAUAAUUACAAGGUUGUGUACACGCAAAGUUUCCCAGAGAAAAUGCUGACGGGUAAUUACGAAUUUAAAGGCACAUGCUUCAGCUCUACUAUAACGAAUAGAGGAAAAUUCACGCUUAUUUUGUAUGAUCUCAUGCAAACAACCACCGUGACCAAAGUGCCAGGACAUAAAUUACGGGCUCAUAUAGACGUACAGACCAUCAGUAAUUUGAAGCUUCACGUGACAAAUCUUCUGUUUGGAAAGAGAUUCUUUGAGAAUAUUCUUGAUAAAAUAAUUAAUUACACAUGGCAGCCAGGUUUUGUGCUGACGAGAGGUCUGAUUAACGAACUCGUUUCGACCGCUUUCACAGAGAUCUUCGACAACGCCUUUCGUAAUUUUCCCUUUGGGCAAAUUUUUAAAUCAAAAGAGCCCAUAAACUAAAUUAAUUUGAGGUAUGGUGCGAUUAAAUCGAUAAAAGUAAAUCAAUCUUUCAAUUACGAAAUAAUGUGUUAUUAAGUGAGUAGAUAAUGUAUCUGCCGUUUUGUAAGCAAUCUGUCUAUAAAACCGU
Vollenhovia emeryi is the source of this 859-nucleotide messenger RNA. RefSeq lists its product as uncharacterized. The record is from RefSeq and is a predicted model, not a curated record. The transcript is spliced from 4 exons. Bases 1 to 732 code for a protein of 243 amino acids. Lineage: Eukaryota; Metazoa; Arthropoda; Insecta; Hymenoptera; Formicidae.